Penicillium olsonii is the source of this 1653-nucleotide messenger RNA. NCBI's taxonomy places the organism in Eukaryota, Fungi, Ascomycota, Eurotiomycetes, Eurotiales, Aspergillaceae. The record is from the annotation of a GenBank genome assembly.
AUGGCUCCGCUAGUGAACACCCUUACUUCACUGGUCCUCGGGGCUGGUGUCGUCCAAGCCCAGCUCUGGGACAAGGUGAUACAAACCUCCUACGGUCCCGUUGAGGGAUACCAAUACUUCAACCAAUCGACCUUGGACGCGUACUUUAACGGCGCCGAAUCCAACGUUGCCGCUUUCUUGGGCAUCCCUUUCGCCGCUGAUACCGGAUAUCAGAACCGUUGGAAGGCCCCUCAGCCCCGUGAAGUAUGGAACGAGACUCUGAAAGCCACCAAGUUCGGCCCUGCCUGUCCCACAUCCUCUCAGUCGUACAUCAGCGAGGAUUGUCUGAGCCUCAACAUCUGGACCAACGCCAAGACUUCCAAUGCUAAGCUCCCCGUGAUGGUUUGGAACCAGGGCUCUGACGAGACCAGUGACAAUACUUGGUGGCAUGGAGGUGGCAUGGCCCUGAAGGACGUGAUCCUCGUCAGCUUCAAUCGUCGUGAUGACGCCUUCGGCUAUCUUGCUAGCCCUGAGCUCAACGAGGAAGGUUACAAAACCACUGGCCAUGAAACCUCUGGAAACUAUGGUAUCCUGGAUCAGUUGGAGGUCCUCAAGUGGGUGCAAAAGAACAUUGCCAAGUUUGGCGGUGAUCCUGACCGUGUUACCAUUGCCGGUCAGUCCUUUGGCUCUUCUCAGGUGUACCACGCAGUCAACAGUCCUCUCUUCACUGGCUACUUCACUGGUGGUAUCUCGCAGUCUGGGAUCAGAUACCCCUAUGACACCAUGCUGGCCGGUCUGGCCACUUCCUACGUCAACAUGUCCACUGCUAUCUCCAACAGUGCCGCCUACAUCAAGUCUCACAACGUUUCCACCAUCGCGGAAAUGCGGACCCUGUCUAUGGAAAGCUUGAUUGACGGUGCUUCGGAUCGAGUCACCAAUAGCUCUAUCUGGUGGGUCACCGCGCUGUCCGCCGGUUACCCUCUGAUUUUCAAGCCCGUCCUUGACAACUACGUGCUUCCUUCCACCUACCUUGAGACAUUGAUCAAUGGGCCUGCCAACGAUGUCCCUGUUGUCACUGGUAACACCAAAGAUGAGUCUGGUGCCUCCACCACCACCGACUACACCGUGGCCGAAUAUGAAUACUACUGCGGACUCAAGUAUGGCAAUCUCUCCAGCGAGUACUUCAAGCUCUACCCGGACCACAACAAUGAAACCAUUGCCUCUCGCGCUUGGAACGCUGCCGCUCGCGAUCUCUCCCUCGUUGGCUCCUGGGCCUAUGCCACUGACUGGUACAAAUCGGCUACUUCGGACUUCUACACUUAUUACUGGACCCACGCGCCCCCCGGCCAGGACCAAGGAGCCUUCCACCAGUCUGAAAUUAUGUACGCGCUCAAUGCUCUCUACGCCAACGACGACACCUACCCAUUCACCGAGACCGAUUAUGAGAUUCAAGAGCAUAUGUCCGCCUACUGGGCCAAUUUCGCCAAGACCCUCAACCCUAACAACGGGGGCUCCUACAAUGGCAGCAAGACCCUGCCGCGGUGGAGCCCUAACAGUGCCAACGGUACUCAGGUUGUCAUGGAACUUGGUAACAAGUUCAAGAGUGUGCCCAUUGCUAAGCCCAAGCAAGUGAAGUUCAUGAUGGAUUAUUUCCACCAGCAGGUUCCAUACUAA